This is a messenger RNA of Fusarium fujikuroi IMI 58289, 921 nucleotides long. RefSeq lists its product as uncharacterized. NCBI's taxonomy places the organism in Eukaryota, Fungi, Ascomycota, Sordariomycetes, Hypocreales, Nectriaceae. The coding region runs from base 1 to 921 and encodes 306 amino acids. The transcript is spliced from 2 exons. The record is from RefSeq and is a predicted model, not a curated record.
AUGCCUACUGCUACCGAAUACUUUGGCAUAUCUGUCAGCAAUAUUGGUCCUCUCACUACGACUUACACGCCUCCUCCGGAAUGCACCAGGGCAACAACCGAUCAUCUCGUCUAUGCCCUCGAGAGCUCUUUGGUAUAUGGGUUUGGUUCUCCUGACUGUGUGAUUGACCCUUAUGGAAAAUGUCUUCCUUCUGGGGCUGCCAUGGAUUCCAUCAUCAAAGAGUACAGUUACCCAAAGUCUGGGCAAGGCAUUCAUGCAUUUCACUCUCCUGGAAUCGACUGCCCUGAAGGUUGGACUACCGCUGGAUUGCUUGCACACGGUGAUAAGACUGGAUCGGCGUAUAGAAGUGGUGUAUUUACCUCCACGACGAGCGUAAACUCAUCGCACCCCCUGCAGAUGGGCUCUGAUGAAUGGUGGCUCAGAGUCUUGGAGCCUUCCGAGACCCUGGCGUGGUGCUGCCCAAGCGGCUGGGCUUCUCUCCCCUACGGAUAUUGCAGGUCCUCCAUUGCCCCCGCUCUUUCAGCUGGCUACAACAGCGCUUGUUAUGAGGGAGUCGCCGAGACUGCGGCCAUUGUCACCGUCCACACUGUCGAGGGUGAACCUGUUUCUGAUACAGACGGGCUUCUCUCUUUCCUCCCCGACGUAACAUAUACUACAGAGACGGUUGCGUUGACUGAACAGUGGAGUGAUCCCAGUUUGGUUGCAUCCAUGGUUAUUGCUAGACAGUUUCCUGCGGUUGAGAUGAUCUACAAAGCUGAAGAUGUCAAGGCUGCUAAUAAUGGGUCCAAGGCCGACGAGGAUGGGAAGGCUAAGGACGAUGAUAAUGCCGCGUUGACUUUGUCGAUGGUCGGAGGGGUUGCCUCAGGGGUUGCAUUGAUAGUCGGAUUGCUGACUGGAGCUGGUCUGUUGAUGCCUUGGUGA